Molecule: messenger RNA, 753 nt
Organism: Adineta steineri
Lineage: Eukaryota; Metazoa; Rotifera; Eurotatoria; Adinetida; Adinetidae
Source: the annotation of a GenBank genome assembly
AUGUGGGAAGAAGAGAGUGUCAAUCCAACGAAGGUCAUUACCGGUAAUUUUACAGACUCCGAAUCUCUCUCUGUGACAUCAAAUGGUGAUAUUUAUAUUGAUGAUGGAUUUAAGAAUGGUCGAGUGCAGAAAUGGAUAGCACAAACAAAUACCUUCGUAACAAUAAUGAAUGUCAACUCAUCAUGUUAUGGUUUGUUUGUUGAUAUGAAUGAUACUCUUUAUUGUUCAAUGACUCAGCAUCAUCAAGUAGUGAAAAGAUCAUUAAAUGAUUUUGUGAUGACUUCAAAUCGUGUUGCUGCUGGAACAGGUAUUUACGGAUCAGCCUCCAACCAACUCUAUAGUCCUCAUGGAAUUUUUGUUGAUGUGAACUUGGAUUUAUAUGUGGCAGAUUGUUACAAUGAUCGCGUUCAGUUAUUCAAGUUGGGAGAGUCAAAUGGCGUCACAGUAGCUGGAAGUACAUCACUAAAUCCAACACUUACACUUCGCUGUCCAAGCGGAAUUAUAUUAGAUGCUGAUAAAUAUUUAUUCAUUGUGGAUUCUGGCAAUGAUCGUAUUGUUGGUUCAGGCUUGAAUGGUUUUCGAUGUUUAGUUGGAUGUUAUGAAAGUGGUUCGCAAUCCAAUCAAUUGUAUAAUCCAUUUAGUUUUAGUUUCGAUCGGUCUGGAAACAUAUUUGUUACUGAUUCAUAUAAUCAUCGAAUUCAGAAAUUUCAAUAUCUGGAAGAAUCAUGUAAUAAGUUUAGAAUGCUUGAAUAG